Biomphalaria glabrata is the source of this 9344-nucleotide messenger RNA. Its product is annotated as AT-rich interactive domain-containing protein 2-like. The transcript has 21 exons. Gene Ontology annotation, biological process: regulation of DNA-templated transcription. The coding region runs from base 663 to 6368 and encodes 1901 amino acids. NCBI's taxonomy places the organism in Eukaryota, Metazoa, Mollusca, Gastropoda, Planorbidae. Gene Ontology annotation, molecular function: DNA binding. Gene Ontology annotation, cellular component: SWI/SNF superfamily-type complex. The record is from RefSeq and is a predicted model, not a curated record.
AACAUUAUGAGGUCACGAGUCAAUGCACAAUGAAAUUUCUCCGUAUGCGUUCAAAUUCGAUAUCAUUAAGAAAUUCAUCAUAUAAUUUAACACAUUGAUAAAUAUAGUAAACAUCUGUGCACAGACUAUGUAAUUAUUGUAGGUUUUAUAUGCAAUAAUCAAAAGAGCUGAUGCGCGCCUUGCUAUGAAGGACGCAUGGGCUCCGCCAUUUUGACGCUAUUAUCCAGCAUAUUGAUCAAUUGCUUCAACCCCUCUAGGAUUUAUUUCUCACUGGCAUGAUCAUUAUGUGUUUUUGUUGUGGUUUUUUGAUAAAUUUUCAAUGCAUAGACCAAAAUGUGAGUGCUGGACACGGCCUAAAGGCCGAUAUAUUAUUCGAUAAUUUUUUUCAACUCUGUGAAUUUGUUGAUGUAAGGCCCUGAAACCGGCUGAUGACGCUUUUUUCUUGGUCGUGUAUGUAUGCAGAGAACAGAAAGCGGUCACUCUUCUGUGAGCCGGGAUUCUCUGCCUGAGUGGAAUUCCCCCCAAAAUAACGCGCUUUUGCUAAUCUGACAGCGUUUUAGUUGCAAAUAUUGAUGUCGCGUUAGUGUUAUACACUUGGCGCACCUAUUAAAGAGUUGGAUAUAUUGUUGGAAAUUUAAAUUUCAGUACUGGGCUAAACAAAAAUGGCUAACCAUUUGAACAAAGAGGAACUUGACAACCUUUCAUGUGAAUAUGAAAAACAACGUCAGAGUUUUAUAGCAGACUUAAAACGUUUUAAUGCUAAUCGAGGCACUCCAUUUGAUCAUAUCCCUGAAAUCGGAAGUAAAGAAGUUGACUUGUAUCACUUAUACCAACGUGUAACAGCCCGUGGAGGAUGGCAGAAGGUCAAUGUAGAUCAGCUAUGGGAAGAUUUUCAAGAAGAAUUUGGUUUACCUAAAGGCUGUGUAAAUGCUGCCCAAGCACUGAAAAAUAUCUAUUUUAGAUACCUCAAUCUUUAUGAGAAAGUCAACUUUCUUGGUGAAGAUGCUGAUACAAGAAAUAAUGAAGAAGAAGAUGGACCAGCUAGAAAAAAGAUUUGUCUUCCCAUAGAGACAAUUCCUUUGAUCUACAAUUAUAAUCAGCACAAAUUAACAGAAGCACAGAGGCAGCAGUAUAACUUAUCCACAGAAUUGUAUGAACAAAGUGAUUAUGAAAAGCUGGAAAUGUCACUUCGGUCAGGGCUUCCAAAUGAAGUGGAUGUAGCAUUUAAUGUUUGUGUCCUCUUGUCCAAAGAGGGCAAAUACUGUAUCAAAUUGGAGAAAUCUUUACAUUUACUUAACCUAAUCUUUGCUCAUAUAGGUAUUUUUGAAGAAGAUGGUCUAGACAUGCAGCACUUGUAUAAGCAUUGUUGGGCUUCAGCAAAAGAUAGAGACUUUUUAAGAUUCUGGUUUGAAACUGUGGACAAAGUUGACAUCAGAAAGCUAAUCACUUGGCAGGGUAGACCUUAUUCUCAAAGAGAACUAGUUGGAAGUGAUGUUUUGAAUUUAGGCAGAAGUUUAGGUACUUCAGAUCUUGAAGGACAGAGAGUUAUGCAGACUGCUGUUUUUCUUUAUAAUUUAUCUUUUGAAGAAGCAAACCAGAGGAUUAUGGCUGAAAAUUAUUUAGUCUUUAAAUUUUUAGUGUUGAGUUUACACAGUAAAUUUGGUGGAUUGAAACAGUUGGCAUUAGAUACUUUUGCUAAUUUAUCUUGUGAGUUUGAGAUUGACUCUGUGGAAAGACAACAUGCAAUGUGGGUGUUAGAGUUGCUUAAUGAUUCAUUAUAUUCUGAGGAUAGAUUUUUCUUAGUCCGAGGUCUUGAAAUAUUAAGUAAGAUCAGCCAACUGUCAUGUAAUGAGACUCCUUUGUUAGAGCACUUGAAAGAAGAUGUGUACUCCAGGCUUAUAGAUUUGCUUACUGUCCAGGACAUUCAGUUGAUAGUUCACACACUAGAAUCUUUGUAUAAGCUGUCAAAAGUUGGAGAGCCUUUCACAACCAGAAUUGCCAAAGUUCAUAAAGCUAUUGACACUUUGGUUAGCUUAAUUACCAUUGAAGCUCAAUCCUUUGGACCUGGCUCAUUAGUUGGGAUCAAAGUUGUGGAGUAUAUUCCUCCAGCUCAUUUAGCUGGGGAAAAUGCGGCCAAAUCUACAACAGUCAUUCAGCCUGUUAACCCUGACUCAACAAAUAUCUACCAGAUUCCAAGUGGUUCAUUCAGUCCACUUGGUGUUAUAUCUGAUAGUGGUGGAGGAAAUGGUCCCGGGGGAGGAGAAGUGACUAAAGUGACCCCACCUGUGAGAGAACCUGUCACUGACAUUCAGACUACCACAUCCAGCUGGUUAAAUGCAACUUUUGAACUCAAGAAAAAGAGUAAAGUGAACCAAGUGGAGUUGUUCUCUGACUAUUUGCAGUUUUGUCGUAAAUUUCAAAUUAACAAUGCCAUGUCUUCAGCAGAAUUUUUACAUUUGGUCAAAGUGAUUUUCCCACAAAGUGAAGUACUAAGUAUCAAUAGAAAAAAUGGUGAUAGGGAUGUUUUCUUUGAAGGCAUUUGCAAACGGUCAACACAAAGACCUUUUGCUGUUACUACACUGCCACUUGACAAAGUGCGUAAUCCCCUUAGUGUGAAUGUAAGCCCUAAACAGACACAAUCUGUGCUGGUAGAUUCUUUAGCUCACACGCCAACAUUAAGACAGCGACUCAUGGAGCCGCCUCGUGCUUCAUUACAUCCACAAUUUGUUCCUGCAGGUGCAUCAGUUUCAACCUCAACACCAUUGCAAGGAACUCCAAGAUUCAACAAUUCACAGAGUGCUGCUAAUACUGGAAGCUCAGCUAAAGUUCUACCUGGUCUUCAAGGGAAACUUUUGAAGAAUGGCAAGUUGCAGACAGCCUUAAAUGUAAAAAGAGGUUUGUCGUAUGUGGCAUCUACAGGUACAUCUGUUGAGAGUUCACCCGGAUCUGCUCAACAUGCCCACAGGCCUGUGUCACAAUCUGCUCAGAAUUCUCCUCAUACAUCAUUAGCUUCAGCUCAGCCGUUUUCAUCUGCCAGUCAAACAGGUCAGGUGGAACAAAGCUCUGAUGCUUUAUCUGUAAAAAGUCUUCUGGCUAAAAAACUUUCUCAGGGUAACGCUGACCAAGACAUGAUGAAUAAUUCUGGAGCAAAUGGUUCCUAUCAAUCUUCAUCUAUCAUGUCCCAUGCCAUUUCCCAAUCUUCACAGACUUGUUUAGGAAGCUCACAAACUUCUGUGGCUUUGACGUCUAAUCAAGUCACACUGAAUAAACAAACCCGUCCAGUUCAAACUAUUUCAUCAUCGACACAAAUAUCAUCUUUUACACAGAACUCAUCCUCUGGCAUGGCUAACCAGGUUCAGAAUAUGCUUAGUUCAGCUACAAAUUCAAAUCAACUAUCAAAUCAACAACACAUAUUUACACAGAGUAGUACAAACACUAUUAUGGUGCAGCCAAAAACUAAUCAAAAUCCUCUUAUAGUUCAGCAGACCAGCAGCCUCCCCACCUCUCUUCAAAAUUCUAAUGUUACCUUUGUUCAGAGAAGUAGUAAUGUUUCCUGUAUACAGAACAAUCAGUUUUCUGUGGUGCAUCAGAAUGCUAGAGUUGCUGACAAUCCUCAAACCACAAACAUUUCCAUGGUAGCACAGCAACAGCCUGUAUGCAUGCAACUGGUGCAUCAAAACUCUGCUAAUGGCACUAAUGUGGUUCAUCAAAGCACGCCUAGUGUUUCUUGUGCAAUAAUUCCUAAAACUGUGAGUGUUGGUCAAGUGCAUAAUAGCUCAGGUGCAAUAGGCGCUCUCAACCCUCAAUGUGUCACACAGCCAUCAUCCACACAGCCAUCAAGUAUUCCAGUCAGUCACAUCAUCAGAAAUCCCUCCAACAUACUCGUUACUAACAAUCAGUCAGGCAGCACCAACUCCACUGCACUUACAAUAGCAUCUGCUAACACUGUUACUCAAACAAUAUCUUCUCCUGCAGUAGCAGCUCUGCUGACUUCCACCACACAGCAAGGAUCUCAGAUGAUUUUAUCCUCACCUCUGCUUGCUGGUGGCUCAGUUGUGCAGGCUGCGCCAUCCAUUGCAGGUCCUGCUCCUACCACUGUGGUGAUACAGACUCAGCCAGGUGCUCUUGUUAUGCAGCCAAGGCAGGUCUUGGUGCAGGGAAAUGGCUCAGGAUCAUUCGGGACUUUGCACCAAGGAACGGGUGGCACAGUGUCUUUUAUCGUACCAUCACACUACAGGGGAGGCUCAUCUGUAACUGUUCCUGGGCUAAACUUUUUACAAAGUGGAGUGAAUGUUGUCCCUUCCAUUGCACUAACGAAUACAAACACUCAGCCUCCAACUCAAACUAUUAUCCAUGCUGCUCAGAAUCAGAAUAUUAUCCAAGUUGCACAGAAUCAGCAAAAUCUUAUACAGACAAAUUCCAAUUGUGCUGGAACUACUUCACUGGGUCCCAGACAGAUUGUGCUCACCCCUAAUCAAACCACUAUCCCGUACAAUGUGCAGAUAGCUGGUAAUUUUGCCAGAAAUGCUUCAAAUAUUUGCAUAGCUCCUCAGCAACAAAAAAACUUUGUAAUUCAGUCAGCAUCCAAUCAGACUUUGCCCCAGUCAGCAGUACCAGCUACUGGGCUAGGUUUCACUAUGAACAUUUCACAAUCUGCCCAUGGAGGUACACAGCACAACAGUACCAUCCAGAUCCCUUCACAAAUUUUAGAAUCUCAAGUCAAAUGUGACUCUACUCUACAGCAGACUGUAACAGAUACUAAUUCAGUCAGUCAGCUGUCUAAUCCAACAUCAACUAUGUUGCCUUCUCAGUGCAAUGGUAUGAGUCAUGAAAGUAAUGGCAUUUUAGGAUCUCCUGAAUCUGUUUGUAGUGACUUUCCCCCAUCACCACUUUCUGUUGGAAAUAAUUCAGAUAAAGAUUCUCUUAAUGGAAAACUAGAAACUGACAGAACUCUUGUAUUAAAACAUCCUGAUGUUGGCAAAUUGGUAGAGAAAACCAGUAAAAUAAAUGGUUUUGUUUAUCCAUUAGAUAACACUAACCAUGAUCUAGCUAGAUCCAACCAAAAUGUUGAUAAUGAAUCUCCAAUGGUAAGGGCAAAUAAUUCAGAUUCUAAGACAACCAUCUUGGUGAAUGGCUGCUUGCCUGUCAAUCAGGGGCAGAAUGUAAACAAUCAGCACAGCAACAUUCCAUCUACACAACUACCAAAUAACACUAAUAAUAGUAAUGGUCUAGUUCAUCAGACACAGUCUAGCCAGGUUCAGACUGUUCAGCUUUCUGAGGCCAACAGUUUCCCUUCCCAACAGAUUCAUCAGCAGGCAACACUACAUUCUCAGCCUGUAGGUAUCAGUCAUCAGCAGGGCACAGCCACUCAAUCUCCACACAUAGCAACCCAAACACUGCAUCAUCAGAGAGUAGUACAGCAGUCAUCAUGUGCUUCUCAAACUUUAGGUAGCCAACAACAAUUGAAACCUAAAAUAUCUACUCUGCCUACACCUGGUACAAGUGUUUCAUCGCAAGGAUGCAACACUAACCUCAGGCCAGUUUUCAGUAGAGAUGCUUCUAGAGACAGUGAUACCAGCAAUGAUAGUGUCAUUUCAACUUCCGAUUCCACUGACAAAAUGGGUAACAUUGUUGCUAAAAAAGUUCCUCUAAAAAAACCUGAAGUGAGUCCUGUCCAAGACACUCGAAAGAAAAAGAAAGGUGGACUUGAAAUAAUCUCUGCCACAACUGUGCAAACUGGUCAUGGAACUCAAAUUCAGAAGACUGUUCAAAUACCACUAGAAUACAUGUGUGAAUGGUCCAAUUGCAGAAAGUGCUUUUCCACUUCACGCUUAGUAUUUAUUCAUGUGUUUAAACAUCAUAUCCCUAAGACUAGUGAAUCUUCAUGCCAGUGGGUCUCUUGUGAAAAAUUAAAUAGGAAACGUUGGUCCUUGGUUUCCCAUGUGCAGGACCACCACUGUUCAGAGAUGGCCAUGAGAAAUGCAUGUCAAAGAAGAUUUGCUGCGAAUCUACAGCAGGCUAAAGGGGUGACGUCAACUCCAUCCCCUGCACCUCAUCAACCAAUGAUUUACCCACCUGAUGCUGCUAUGCAAGCUAUCCGACGUUUUGCUAUUAAGCCUCCUUAUGCAGAGUUCACUGAACAGAGAGAAGGCCCAGUGUCUAAACACAUUCGACUUACUGCAGCUCUUAUUUUAAGAAACAUUUGUCGCUGUUCAUCAAGUGGAAGACGACUACUUCGUAGACAUGAGCAACAGCUGACCUACCAUAUGAUGAGUUCUGCUGAAGCAUCCACAGCUCUAGCCAGCUGCUUAUGGGAAAUAAUGCAGUGUUGUGAGCAGAAGUCGGCAUCAACAUCGUUGUGGGUGUAGUGAAGCUACUUUAUAGAGGCUCAACUUUGUACAAUUUUUGUCUAUGAAUUUCUCUGUUUGUCAGUCAGUGAAUGUGAAAGGAAAUAUUUAUAAUUAUCUGUUGGAAAGAAUGUCAAAUCUUGUAGGCUACUAUACCUCUGCAUGAAUGAAUAGAGUGUCAAGAGUUGAGGGCUAAAGCAACUUAAGGUGUAGCCUAGGAUCAAUUUUUGUUACAUUGGAUCUCUAUACAGUGGUUUGUUACUAGUGUAGUAUGGUAUGUUAUUAUAGAUGCAUUCAUUGCAUACUGUCCAAAUAAUUAAAAAAACAACAACAAAAAACAUAUUUGUUACUUGAAAAUGUUUUUUUUUUUCUCAGUAUCAUGUUGUAGACUCUGAGGUGCUGCUGAUAUUAUUGACUUCUAUUUUUUUAACAACUACAAAGAUUGUUUCUGUGUUUUUUUUUUGUUUUUUUUAUUAUUUUAAAAUUUAUUUCUCUCGAAAUAAGGAUGUAAUUUAUUUCUUUAAAAGUAAACAAUAAAAUUUUGUUACAGACAGGACUAAAAUUGAUUUUGGAUCAGAAUUAUAUACAAAUAUUACCUUUAACAAGUUCAUCUGAAUUACAGGUUACUGUGAUUUUGAGAACAUAUACAUAGUUAAUUAAAACAUGGUGUGCAAAAACAGUCCAAAGUUAUGUAAGCCUAGGUCAUUGUUUCUUACCUGGUAAUGCUGUACAUAGAAGGAUGUUAUAUGACCAGAGGAGUGAGAGUGUGUGUAUGUUGGUGUAUUUAAUGCCACCAGUGAUGUACAGAAGCUCAGUGGUUGAAGUUUUGUGAUUUCAGACUUACAGCUCAACUGUGGCUGACAAACAUUCCUGUUCUAGCGUCUAUAGAGUUUGAUUUGAAAUUGAAACAUACAUUUUUAUCUUUUCAUUUGAAGAAACUAAAACAAAAAAAAAAUGGUUGAAAUUUUCCACUUGUUUCACACUUAUAAACUUGUGCUUCUUUAGAAUUUGUCUCUUACUCCUAGUUGUGCCUUUGUAAGUCAACUUCAGUCUUGAAUUUUUAUCUACUCAUUUUUUUUUUAAAAUAAAUGAAACUUGUUGUUUUUCUUUUGUUGUAUUUGUAUGAGUUGAUUUAGACAUGAUUAAAAUAAAUAGUAUUUGUUCUAGUAUUUCUUUCAUCAGCAUAACUUAAAUCUUUUUUUAUUUAUAAGAACAAAAAAAAACAAAAAACAUUCUAAAUUGUAAAAAUAAGGUUAAAUUUAUCUACACUAACAAAAACUACGAAAUCAGUAUUUAAGGAACAUUAAUUGAAAUUUAUCAUUCCUUAAUGAUGUCACCUAUAAUGGUAACUUAAGUUAAUUGUAAGCCUUUAAUUGUAUAUAUUCAUAAUGUGUUUCUAAUGCAGCCAGUCACAUCAAACUAAUUGUUAAAUUGAUUCAGGCUUAACAAAAUGAAAGUUUGUGAUUGUACAUAUUUAUGAACUUAAUGAAAUGAAGUGAUGCCAGUACAGUGUCAUUUCUGUUGAGAUUAAGAUGAGACUAUUUGAAAUGAUUCUGAUGGCAAUGUUUGUGUUAUCUUGAACCCUAUAUGAGGAAUAUUUUGUUUGGUCUAAGUUCUAACAUUGUAUGUACAUUUUUAUGCGAAUAUAAUUUUAAAAAAUUAUACUUUAUUCUGUUCAACUUAGUGAAAGAGUUUGGGUUAUAAGAAGUUGUCCUUAUAAACUCUUGGGAUUAUAGAUGCCUUUUAAUAGAACUGUUUAAUAAAGAAAAUUGACAAGACUAUAGUUGUGGUAUAUUAGUAAAGAAGAUAUGUUGCAUUCAAUUCUAGAGGCUUACACUUGCCAGCUAAAACAAUUCAUGACUUAAUCUGUAUCUUAUCUUGACAUGCAUGUUCUCCUUAGGUCUUGUAUGUUACCGUCAUUUUUUGUUUUUGUUAGAUUAAGAACCCAUGGAUCCACCUUUACCCCCCCUUGUUGGAGUAUUUCACUACAGAAAACAACACUGUAUCUAUAGAGAUAGCAGCAGAUGUUGUGGUAUCCCACCCCCUCCCAAUCCCAAGUUGAUGCUUUUCUAGAAACUACAAACAAUGCAUCACACUUGGCUUAUUCAAUAUUUUCCCUGCUUCAAUGUUGUAGAUAAUGUAGCUCUGAGAUAAAAACAGCUGUAGAGAAGCUGACUUGGAUUGCUGAACAAAGUUCAAUGUUGUCUGUCAACUCUUAUAUUUACACAUGUACAUAGUCUGAAUUAUAAUAUAUUACAGUGUUAUUGUGACAUAAUGGUUGUCAGGACUUUGAGUUGUUGUCUUUAUUCAAAUCGUCAAUGAUUACUUGUGCAUUUUAAAAAAAAAUUCAUUUGAAUACUUAUUUCUCUGUUGAGUCAGUUUAGAAGUGACUAGAAAAAAAAAAGGGUUCAUCUGAAUGUGUGGUUCUCAUGUGUUGUGAGGGACCUCAAGUAUUAGACAUUUUUUUUUAACAAAAAUCUCAUCUAUUUUUUGUUUCUUUAAGAAUUUCCAAGGUAUUUCAGCUUGUUCCAUGAAAACACCAGGGAUCCAGUCGUUUGUGUCAAUCCACUUGUUAUUAUGUUACAAAACCUUAUCAUUAUGUUAAAUGCUGGACAUUGCAGAUAUUUAGUGAUUUUUUUUAUAUACAUGCAGCUUACAGUAACUGAGUUUGCUUAUUAUUGGUAACUUAAAAAAAAACAACUUAGUAACAAUUGUUACAGCUCAAGAAUUUAAUUUGCUCUUUGUUUGUAACAGAGCGGCAUUCUCUUGUCUCAUGCUUGAACUAUGUAUGUUGUCUUUUUUUUUUUUAAUUUAAAUCAUCUUUCACAUCUCCCCAUAUAUCAUAUUAUAUGCAUUAAAUAUCAUUUUAAAAUUUUUAACUAGCAUGUGUGUCUGUGUUUUCAUCCAAAAACCCAAGCCUCAUUUUCAUGUUUUUCUUCUCUACCAAUCAUGACUGUAAGGUUCCAAUGAAAUGAAACAUGUUUUACAUAUUGAAAA